UUCAGUUUCGACCAGUUCCAAAACCCACCUCACCAAUUUUCUCACUCGAGAAUUUUCCCGGAAAAUUUAACCCUCUUCCAUUUCCCAUCCAAACAAAACCACAUCAAUUCUUUCUAAUUCUUGCACAAUCCAAACGAGAGAAAUUAAAAAUCAUGGCUUCUUUGAGAUCUUCUUCUUCCUUCUGGUGCUACCGAUGCAACCGCGUCGUUAGGGUUUCCCUCGUCGCAGAACCGCAGCGAGAUCCUACCAUUCUCUGCCCCGAUUGUCACUCCGGUUUUCUCGAAGAGGUACAAACGCCUCCCCAGUCGCGCCGAUCCACACGCGCCGGCUCGCCCUUCAAUCCCGUGAUCGUGCUGCGCGGUGGGAACGGAAACGAAAACGCAAGCGCCAACGAAAGCGAAAAUGAUGUCGCCUCGGGGAACUUCGAGCUUUACUACAACGACGGCGUUUCGGGUCCGGGCCCCAGCGGUCUGCGCCCUUUGCCCGCGGGCGUGACCGACUUCCUCAUGGGCUCUUCGGGCUUCGAUCACUUGCUGGAUCAGCUGGACGGCACCACCGUACGCCUUGACCGGGCAGCGUCGAAGGCGGCGAUCGAGUCGAUGCCGGUGGUGAAGAUCCUGGCCAGCCACGCGCACGCGGAGUCCCACUGCGCGGUGUGCAUGGAAAACUUUCAAGUGGAUUGCGACGCACGUGAGAUGCCGUGCGGGCACGUGUAUCACUCGGAGUGCAUCGUGCCGUGGCUGUCUGUGCGGAACUCGUGCCCCGUAUGCCGCCGCGUGGUUCCUUCAGAUGAAGUUGAUGAUAACAAUACGAUGGGGUUAACCAUAUGGAGACUCCCUGGGGGAGGAUUCGCUGUGGGCAGGCUCAUCGGUGGUAGAGAACUGCCCCUCGUGUACACGGAAAUGGACGGCGCGUUUAACGCCUCUAACGGCGUUCCCAGGAGAGUCUCCUGGGAUUCUUCUAUUGGUAGGUCUAGGGAGAGUAGGGGCUUUGCUUCUGCUUUUCGGAAUCUCGUUUCCUAUUUCGGAAGAGUUAGAAGUUCCUUUUCUCGUGGAACGAGAAACUCUCGUCUCAAUGGAAGAUCACGCUCUGCCACAACCAUUUUUUCUAGGUUCAGGAGUCGAUCAAGAUUUUAAAAGAGUACGUUUCGACCAGUGUCAAGAUUUUUUCAGUCAUCGUGACACAAUUGUUGCCCUAUUCGCCGCAUUUAUUUGCAAUUUCCUAAAAUGAAACUGAACCCAUGACAGCAAUGGGGUUUCGGUUUUCCUAAUGUUUUUUUAGUUUGUUUAAGUAUUCGUUGAAUUUAGGGGAAUUUUAAUUGUUUGUAAUGUUUCUAGUCUGUUUAUUGAUUCUGAUACUGUAAAUAACUAAAACUGAUAAAUGGUUUAUGCAAUUGCUGAAGGGUGGUUUUGAAUUA
Messenger RNA from Vigna angularis (adzuki bean), 1417 nucleotides. Its product is annotated as E3 ubiquitin-protein ligase RDUF1. The record is from RefSeq and is a predicted model, not a curated record. The coding region runs from base 153 to 1136 and encodes 327 amino acids. NCBI's taxonomy places the organism in Eukaryota, Viridiplantae, Streptophyta, Magnoliopsida, Fabales, Fabaceae. Gene Ontology annotation, biological process: protein ubiquitination. Gene Ontology annotation, molecular function: ubiquitin protein ligase activity. Gene Ontology annotation, cellular component: cytoplasm. The transcript has a single exon.